UGGAAACCGGUUUGAACUGAGCAGAGGGGUUGAUGCCAAUGGUCAGACCGUCAGUGAAACUGUGUUGAACGGGACGAAAACGGGCGGAUUUCCGAUUUUUGUGCAAUCUCUCGGCAAUAACGGUGCUGAUGUACGGCGCAUCAACAAAGGUGUAGUAUUCGGGACUCCUGGAAGAUUUGCAAGAAAAGAAGAGCUCAGAGAGACGGCGGAGAAGUGGUUUGUUUGAGAAUAAACGGGAAGGCAAAGUAUGGCUUAUGGAGAUAGUUUCGUAAUCGAUAAUAACAAAGUUGAACUUCUGCUUACUUCGAUGUUUUCCCUGAUGGUUUUUGGACUUUUGGGUGUUAACGGACAGUAUGGCGACCGAGGGAUGUCUAUACCAGAACAUGGCUUUUGUCAACCGAUUUCCAUCCCACUUUGUACGGAUAUUGCUUACAACGAGACCAUCAUGCCAAAUUUAUUAGGGCACACUAACCAGGAAGACGCGGGACUUGAAGUGCACCAGUUUUAUCCGCUUGUGAAAGUUCAGUGUUCCCCCGAUCUUAGGUUUUUCCUGUGCUCCAUGUAUGCGCCGGUGUGUACUGUGUUGGAGCAAGCUCUCCCUCCUUGCCGCUCACUUUGCGAAAGAGCAAGACAGGGCUGCGAGGCUCUCAUGAACAAGUUCGGCUUUCAGUGGCCAGACAGCCUGGCUUGUGAAUCUUUCCCAGUUCAUGGAGCAGGUGAGCUGUGCGUGGGUCAGAAUAUGUCGGAUAAAGCUUCCUCAGUUAACCCAACUACCGAUGUAACCGAAUCACCUGGCGAUAUCAGAAAUGCAAAAGGACAUUUUAAGUGUCCGACGGCUUUGAAAGUGCCGUCUUACUUGAACUACCGCUUUCUGGGCGAAGAUAACUGCGGGGCUCCAUGCGAACCUUCGAAAUCACAUGGAAUGAUGUACUUUAACAAGGAGGAGCUUAAAUUUGCCCAGAUAUGGAUUGGAAUCUGGUCUGUUUUGUGCUGUGCUUCUACUUUAUUUACAGUUUUGACUUACCUAGUGGACAUGAAGAGAUUCAGCUACCCAGAGCGCCCCAUUAUUUUCCUUUCUGGUUGUUACACAAUGGUGUCUAUAGCCUAUAUUGCAGGCUUUUUGUUAGAGGACAAGGUGGUUUGUAAUGAGAAGUUUGACAGUGACAUAAGAACAGUUGUCCAGGGCACCAAAAAAGAAGGUUGCACCAUAUUGUUCAUGAUGCUUUAUUUCUUCAGCAUGGCGAGUUCCAUUUGGUGGGUUAUCCUGGCUCUGACAUGGUUUCUGUCAGCGGGAAUGAAAUGGGGGCACGAAGCCAUAGAGGCCAACUCGCAAUAUUUCCAUCUGGCAGCAUGGGCUGUGCCAGCCAUUAAAACCAUCACUGUUCUGGCAGUGGGGCAGGUGGACGGAGACAUCCUGAGUGGAGUGUGUUUUGUGGGUCUGAACAGCGUGGAUGCUCUCCGUGGAUUUGUCCUGGUGCCCCUCUUUGUCUACCUGUUCAUCGGCACCUCAUUCCUCCUGGCCGGAUUUGUUUCACUGUUCCGAAUCCGAACAAUCAUGAAACACGAUGGCACAAAAACAGAAAAGCUGGAGAAGCUCAUGGUAAGAAUAGGUGUCUUCGGCGUCCUGUACACUGUCCCGGCUACUAUAGUUAUUGCAUGUUAUUUCUAUGAGCAGACGUUUAGAGACCAGUGGGAGAAGAGCUGGGUAAGUCAGACCUGUAAGACCUAUGCCAUUCCCUGCCCAGCCUACCAUCACCCACACAUGACCCCCGACUUCACAGUCUUCAUGAUUAAAUACCUUAUGACUUUGAUUGUGGGCAUCACCUCGGGAUUCUGGAUUUGGUCUGGUAAAACGCUCAACUCAUGGAGGAAAUUUUAUACAAGACUGGCAAACAGUAAACGAGGGGAAACGACAGUCUGAAAACGUUUUGUGAACUGAACACUUUUUUUGCGUGAGAGGCUUUUUGAUAUGUAAAUAAGCAUUUGAGAGAUUUUUGUAAGUACAUAUUUGUAUUAAAAAAAUGAAACUUAUGUCAAAUAAUUUCUACAUGUAUUUUGGACAAAAAAGAAAGGUACUGAAUCGUUUUUAUCCUUGCAGGACACAGAUUUAGUGGCCUGCGAGUUUUGAUUGGUUCCUAUAUAUAUGUGCAUUUGUUUUCUAAUCCUGUUUGAUGUAAUAUAACCUUAGGAAGG
Messenger RNA from Megalops cyprinoides (Indo-Pacific tarpon), 2193 nucleotides. RefSeq names its product frizzled-1-like. Gene Ontology annotation, cellular component: plasma membrane. The record is from RefSeq and is a predicted model, not a curated record. Bases 248 to 1921 code for a protein of 557 amino acids. Lineage: Eukaryota; Metazoa; Chordata; Actinopteri; Elopiformes; Megalopidae. Gene Ontology annotation, molecular function: Wnt-protein binding; Wnt receptor activity. The transcript has a single exon. Gene Ontology annotation, biological process: non-canonical Wnt signaling pathway; canonical Wnt signaling pathway.